AUGGCCAAAGUCUCCAGCACAGUGUUGUCCCAGGAGGGUUGGUAUCUCUCAGAUGAAGGCAUUGAAGCUUGCACAAGUUCUCCUGACAAACUCAAUAUAAAUGAAAUCAUCCUGAUUGCUCUCAAUACAGACUUGAGAACAACUGGCAAAAAAUUCCUCCCCAGUGACAUCAAUGGUGGAAAAGUAGAAAAGCUUGAAGGUCCCUGUGUUUUGCAAAUUCAAAAAUUCCACAAUGUUUCUGCAACAAAGGGUAAUGAAGAAUCUCAGGCUGCACCAAGAACGCUGUGUUUGCAAACGAUUGAUGAUCACAUAAGUUGCACAGCAGUAGAAUAUAAUCAUAUAUCAAAAAUAAGCCUGAACACACCACCUGGAACUAAAGUUAAGCUCUCAGGCAUUGUAGACAUAAAUAAUGGAUUCCUGCUCUUGAAUGACACUAACACCACACUUCUUGGCAGUGAAGUGGAACACCUUAUUAAGAAAUGGGAGUUACAAAGAAGCUUGUCAAAACACAAUAGAAGCAAUAUUGGAACUGAAGGUGGACCACCUCCUUUUGUGCCUUUUGGACAGAAGUGUAUAUCUUAUGUCCAAGUGGAUAGCAGAGAUCUUGAUCGAUGAAAGACACUGCAAGUUACAAUGCCUGUCAAACCUACAAGUGAUAAUGAUGACUUUGAAAAGCAAAGGACUGCUGCUAUUGCAGAAGUUGCAAAGAGGGAAGAAACCAAGACAUUUGGAGGAGGUGGUGGUGGUGCUAGAAGUAAUCUCAACAUGAGUGCUACUGGUAACUGAAAUAGGGAAAUUUUACAGAAAGAAAAGUCAGCCAAAUCAGAGAGAAAACAUGAAGGUGUCUAUAGAGAACUGGUUGAUGAGAAGUCCCUGAAACACGUAACAGAAAUGGGCUCCAGUAAGGAAGCAUCGAGGCAAACUCUUGUGGAUAUUGGCAACAAUUUAGAAGCAGCACUGAAUGUACUUCUUAAUAGCAAUAAAUAGAAACCUGCUACAGGUCCACCUCUGACAGGUAAAGGAAAAGGCAGGGGGCGAAUAAGAUCUGAAGAUGAAGAGGAACUGGGAAAUGCAAGGCCAUCAGCACAAAGCACAUUAUUUGAUUUCUUGGAGUCUAAAAUGGGGACUUUGAGUGUGAAAGAACCUAAGUCCCAGCUGCAGCAGCUUCAUCAGGGACAGCACAGAUUGUCAAACACUGAGCAAAAUAGAGUGAAAGAUAAUCAUCAGCCAAGAUAUCUUCCUCGAAAUGAUACCAGACAGCCAAGAAAUGAAAAACCUCCUCGUUUUCAAAGAGACACUCAAAAUUCAAAGUGAAUUUUAGAAGGCAGUGGAUUACCUAGAAACAGAGGUUCUGAAAGACCAAGUACUUCUUCAGGAUCUGAAGCGGCUGAAGAGAGAAUCAAGUGUGAUAGACCAUGUUCUAGAUAUGAUAAAACUAAAGAUACUUCAUACUCUUCAAGUUCUCAGUACAAUGACGGUGCUUUUAAAAAAAGGGAUAACUCUAUGCAAAGAUCAGGAAAAGGUCCAUCCUAUGGAGAGGCAAAAGAAAAUCCACUUCCUCAAGAAUCUGUAGAUUAUAAUAACCAAAAACAUGGAAAAAGAGAAAACCAAACAGCAAGUCCUGAUCAUUUUUAUGACAGGAAACUAUGAACAAUAAAUAAUGAAGUUGUAAAAAUGGAAAAACAUUUCCAUAUAAAUACUGAUUACCAGAACGCUGUCCAAACUAAUAGUUUCAUUGGUGUUCCAAAUGGGGAGACAGAAAUGCCACUGAAGGAAAGGUGAGUAGGACCUAUUAAGCCAGAAGGACCCAUCACAGCUACACUCUAUGAUGAUAGAGUAUUUUACAAUAGUGGGCCCAAAAGAAGAUCUGGGCCAAUUAAACCAGAAAAAGUACUAGACUCGUCUAUUCCUAUGGAGUACUCAAAACUGUGGAAAACUGGAGAUGAAUGCUUUGCACUUUAUUGGGAAGACAACAAGUUUUACCAAGCAGAAGCUGAAGCUCAUCAUUCUUCGUGUAUGACAGCAGUUGUUAAAUUUAUUGAUUAUGGAAACUAUGAAGUGGUGCUUCUAAGCAACAUCAGGCCCAUUCAAACAGAGGCAUGGGAGGAUGAAGGCACCUAUGACCAAACCCUGGAGUUCCGCAGAGGAGGUGAUGGCCAGCCAAGAAGAUCCACUCGGCCAACCUGGCAGUUCUACCAGCCUCCCCACACUCAGAACUAA
Manis javanica (Malayan pangolin) is the source of this 2220-nucleotide messenger RNA. Lineage: Eukaryota; Metazoa; Chordata; Mammalia; Pholidota; Manidae. The record is from RefSeq and is a predicted model, not a curated record.